Messenger RNA from Orcinus orca (killer whale), 1842 nucleotides. RefSeq names its product Sp9 transcription factor (gene SP9). The record is from RefSeq and is a predicted model, not a curated record. Gene Ontology annotation, biological process: regulation of transcription by RNA polymerase II. Gene Ontology annotation, molecular function: RNA polymerase II cis-regulatory region sequence-specific DNA binding; DNA-binding transcription factor activity, RNA polymerase II-specific. NCBI's taxonomy places the organism in Eukaryota, Metazoa, Chordata, Mammalia, Artiodactyla, Delphinidae. The transcript has a single exon. The coding region runs from base 34 to 1425 and encodes 463 amino acids.
GAAGAGCCGCGCUUCGGAACGACCCCGUUGGCCAUGCUGGCGGCGACCUGCAACAAGAUCGGCAACACGAGCCCGCUGACGACGCUGCCGGAGUCGAGCGCUUUCGCCAAGGGCGGCUUCCAUCCCUGGAAGCGCUCCUCGUCCAGCUGCAACCUCGGCUCCAGCCUCUCGGGCUUCGCCGUGGCCACCGGCGGCCGCGGCUCAGGCGGCCUGGCGGGCGGCUCUGGCGCAGCCAACAGCGCCUUCUGCUUGGCCUCCACGUCCCCCACGUCGUCCGCUUUCAGCAGCGACUACGGCGGCCUCUUCUCCAACUCGGCGGCGGCCGCGGCGGCGGCGGCCGGGGUGUCCCCGCAAGAGGCGGGCGGCCAGUCGGCCUUCAUCUCCAAGGUGCACACGACGGCGGCCGACGGCCUGUACCCGCGCGUGGGCAUGGCGCACCCGUACGAGUCGUGGUACAAGUCAGGCUUCCACUCAACGCUGGCGGCGGGCGAGGUGACCAACGGCGCGGCGUCGUCGUGGUGGGACGUGCACAGCAGCCCAGGCUCGUGGCUGGAGGUGCAGAACCCCGCUGGGGGGCUCCAGAGCUCGCUGCACUCGGGCGCCCCCCAGGCCUCGCUGCACUCGCAGCUCGGCACCUACAAUCCCGACUUCAGCUCGCUCACGCACUCGGCCUUCAGCUCCACGGGCCUCGGCUCCUCGGCCGCCGCCGCCUCGCACUUGCUCUCCACCAGCCAGCACCUGCUGGCCCAGGACGGCUUCAAGCCGGUGCUGCCCUCCUACUCGGACUCCAGCGCCGCCGUGGCGGCCGCCGCAGCCAGCGCCAUGAUCUCGGGCGCCGCGGCCGCCGCCGCCGGGGGGAGCUCGGCGCGCUCGGCCCGCCGCUACUCCGGCCGCGCCACCUGCGACUGCCCCAAUUGCCAGGAGGCGGAGCGGCUGGGCCCGGCCGGGGCGAGUCUGCGGCGCAAGGGCCUGCACAGCUGCCACAUCCCGGGCUGCGGCAAGGUGUACGGCAAGACGUCGCACCUGAAGGCGCACCUGCGCUGGCACACGGGCGAGCGGCCCUUCGUGUGCAACUGGCUUUUCUGCGGCAAGCGCUUCACGCGCUCGGACGAGCUGCAGCGGCACCUGCGGACUCACACGGGCGAGAAGCGCUUCGCCUGUCCGGUGUGCAAUAAGCGCUUCAUGCGCAGCGACCACCUGAGCAAACACAUUAAGACGCACAACGGGGGCGGCGGGGGCAAAAAGGGCAGCGACAGUGACACGGACGCCAGCAACCUGGAGACGCCCCGCUCCGAGUCCCCCGACCUCAUCCUGCACGACUCCGGCGUCAGUGCCGCCCGGGCGGCGGCGGCGGCGGCUGCAGCGGCGGCGGCGGCGGCCUCGGCAGGAGGCAAGGAAGCCGCGUCUGGCCCCAACGACUCUUAGAGGCCGGGCGAGAGGCGCGAGCGAGCGAGUAGAGACAGCGCGAGCGAGCGAGAGGUUCGGAGGGCGAGCGGGGUAUGGACGGGCGGGAGCUCCACGGCCGCCUCCGGGCCGGCGCGAGGUAGAGCGGCAUCCGGCUCGCGGGCCGCCGCUUGCCUGCCACGCUAGGAGCUCCCCUCUGCUGCCCGAGCCCAGACGAGAAUCAAACGCGUGGUCCAGGAACAAAAGCGAAGCAUCUUUCGACACAACACUUUAAAAAGCUGCACGCACAGACACACACACACACCGGAGACCUACAACCACAAGCACGCACACUCGAGCGCGCGCACACACACUUACCACUCGCACAAACUUCUCGAGCGAAGAGCAAUACACAGAAACGCUCCCUCCUCCCCCACCGCCCACCCCCUUCCACCACCC